Molecule: messenger RNA, 591 nt
Organism: Suillus subalutaceus
Lineage: Eukaryota; Fungi; Basidiomycota; Agaricomycetes; Boletales; Suillaceae
Exons: 3
Coding region: 15-332 (105 amino acids)
Biological process (GO): protein import into mitochondrial matrix
Cellular component (GO): PAM complex, Tim23 associated import motor
Molecular function (GO): ATPase activator activity
Source: RefSeq, a predicted model, not a curated record
CUUCUUUUCCUCUCAUGGCAACUCCUGUAAUUGUCGGUGUCGGAGCUAUCACAGCUGCUCUCGUUGGUCGACAUCUUGUGCGCAAUGGUAUAAUUGGAAAGCGGGCAGCAGACCAGUGGGUGAAGGGUGGUUUUAAAGCGAAAAUGGAUCGCAAGGAGGCUAUUGCAAUCCUUGGGCUAAAAGACGGCGUAACACUACGCAACAAGUUGAAAGACGCCCACCGUCACAUUAUGCUCGCAAACCACCCUGACCGUGGGGGUUCGCCGUACGUAGCGAGUAAAAUCAACGAAGCUAAAGACCUGUUAGACAAGACGGAUGGAAAGUCGAGAUAACUUUUAAUUCUCAUACGUUGGUUACUCAUAGUACCAUCUACUCUGUAUUUCUAUCCCAUUUAUAUAUCCAUCAUAAUGAAUGUCAUCACUCACUCCUUUGGUCUUGGCUCGCUAUACUACCUGCCGUCCGUUUCUACUUCUUAGACUUCUUUGAUAUAUUUAUCAAAAAUCGAGAUAGCCACACUGUCCUGCAUGCAACUGCAUGUCGAGCUGACCGGCUUACUAAGCAACGCCUCAUUCUGUGACAGUUGUCAACGAC